Molecule: messenger RNA, 5385 nt
Organism: Penaeus indicus
Lineage: Eukaryota; Metazoa; Arthropoda; Malacostraca; Decapoda; Penaeidae
Exons: 6
Coding region: 137-4324 (1395 amino acids)
Cellular component (GO): nucleus
Source: RefSeq, a predicted model, not a curated record
CUCGCGUCCUGCAACAUCCUCAUACCUCGCUUUUGCACUUAGGGGGUCGAGGAGGGUGUGGGGAAGGUGUCUGGUGUUUUUUUUGGGAAGGAUGCUGUGAGGGUUUGUUGGGAAAUAUCGAGGCCUGAAGAUUAAGAUGGGGACGCCCAGGCACAGCAUCAAUUCAACUCGGUUGUCCAUGGACAUUGCUGACCUGCCACUCACCCCCUUUGGCAUGAGCCCCCAUGGGUCCUCCAGGAGAAGACGUAUCUUUGCAAGCCAGAAAUCAAACAAGCUCUCCCUAAAGACCGCAAAGUCUCCAGAUAAAAAGCAGCAUCCAGCUACAUGUGCCGAAAAGGAAAACCAAAUCACGGGAGAUUUACACCGAAAUAGAAAUGUCCAGCUCCCUGGAAACUACAGCCGCUACAAUCAAGUCAGCCUGGGGACAGUGAAUGAGAAAAGUUUAACGCAGCAAACAGACUCAGAAGGGGAUGAUGAUAUUUUGUAUGAUGAUCCAGAGAAUACAGUUAACUUUCAAGUGUUGCACACAAGUACACUCCACAGUCCAAAUCAAGGAAGUAAAGCAUUGUUACGAGAGCCAGUCAGAAAGGGUGACAAUUCUAAUGUAACUGUGAGAAGGAGAAAUAGAAAAGAGGAAUGCAAGGAACCAAGCAUCAGGAGAGACAGCAUUUACACAGACAUUGAUGAUGGCAGUUUUGUUGAAUACUUCUGUGGUAAAGAAAAUGGUUAUGUAGCUCCUAAAGUGGAGAAGAUUCCUCAUCUAUAUUAUACUUGUCAAAGCCAAAAUGAGACACAGUUUUCAACUUCCACAAAAGUUAAUAGUGCACCUGUUGGUUUUAGGAAAUUUGUUGAGAAGGUUAGGACUCACAGACCUCUGAAAAAUAUUGUGGAGGAAGAUGUUGAAACUUGUAGUCCAAAUGAAAAAAAUAGUCAUUUCUUGUGUGACGAGUCCAUAAUUACUGGAAGUGCAGAUAUUAUGAGAAGCACUAAGAAAAAAACAAAUAAUAAGGCCCUCAACAGCACAACAGUUGGCGGGCCAGCAAAUCAAGUUCGGGAGAGUCUCAUGCCAGGUCUGUCUGACGUGUCAUCCCUCACACUCAGGACAGAUAGAAUACUAGGUUCCGACUCUAAUAAUUCCACUCCUUGUACGUCUCCCAGAUAUGUGCAAAAUAAAAGGACUGAAACUGUCAAGACCAUAGUUAUAUCAGAAAGCUCAGAAGAAGAAGAAAUACACAUAGAGCACAGAGUGACCAAGCACAGAGGAAAUAAUGUACAUGUCAUAAAUGCUCAGACAAAUCAGGUUCAAAAGGAACCAGAGAUUGUGUCUUCUCAGGAAGAAUUCCAUUCCUUCAUCAGUGAGGAUGUUAGUAUUGUUAGCAGUGUCCUGCCAGUAAGAAAAUAUCAACAACCUGUGCAGACCGUGAAAGCCUCACCAAAAGUGUUAAGAUAUGAAUAUAAAGAAGCAUCAAGAAAUUUAGAAACUACAUCUAAUUCAGAGCACAUAUCAGAGUCAGAUGAUGAUGAUGAGAUUCAGGUACCUGUCCUCCCACAAAGGCAGUAUAGAAAGUAUUGUGAUGAAGGAAAUCGGAGAGAUUCUGAUGGUUCAAGAGUUGGUUCUCCUGGAAAACCCAAGGCAAUAAUCCCUGACGUUGCUUCUCCCACAGUGGCUGGAUGGAUAAUAUCAAGUCCAUUUAAGGACAGCUCCUUUGGUACAAGCUUCCUCAAGCAAAGAAAUGAUCCUGAUGUAGGCAGGUCUGUCAGUCAGAAAGUUGUAGAGGCUUCAAUGUCUGAUGACUCUGGAUCAUGUGAAAUAUCACAAAGGUUAAACUUGUUGCAUGAAGUUGGAAGUCCUAGGGCCCUUGUGAGGAGGAAAAUCAGUAGUGUUAGCAGAAAUGAAAGCUCUUCAGGUCCAGUGCAAAAGGAAAGUUGUAAUUCUGAUAGUGAAGAUAGUGAUAAUAUUUUUCAGAGAAGAUCAAAAGCCCCUGCAAGAGUCAUUUGCACAGAAUCCGAAGAAUCCUCAGAUGAGAGGGAAAUAGACCGGAGUAAAGAGGAUUCACGGAUGUCUCGUAAUGAAAAUCAUGUCUUUAUUAAAUCAAAGAGUCAGAAAGAUAAUGAAUUGAGUGCCGGAGAAUCGUUUCACCUGCGGCUUUCUGAAGAACUUUGUAGAACUAAUCGAAUAUCAGAAAAAUCAGUUCACACAGUUGGGAAAGAUGCCACUUCUCCAAAGGUCUUCAGAAGCCCAGUAGUACAGUCAGACAAUGAAGACUCCAUUAAUUUAUAUCAGAGAAAAGAUAGAAAUGUGAAGAAUAUCAUAAUAUCUGACAGUGAAAGUUCAAAUAGUGAUGGUAUAUAUGAAGGAGAUGAAGAUGAGCAUCCAUCGUUUGUGUCCCUGCCAGACCUAGAGGAUAACAAAAGGACAGAACAAAACUUGAGUGCAGAUGUUUUACCUGAAAGCCCAGUUAGAUCCGAUGUGUCAGAUAAAAGCAACAAUGCUGAGAGUGUCAGUCCAAAAGCUACAAGGCCUACAAAUGCAACUAGUACUUUGUUGAACUUGAAAACUGUCCAAGAUGAACUUGACAAACUAUAUAGUUCAGAGUGGAGAAAAAAUGAAAGUGCCUUUUUGGGUAGCAUAAAAAAGAAAACUCAACAACAUUGCAAAGAUGGUGAGAGAAUAAAUGCCAGCUUAACUGAGGAUGAAAGUCCCAUUAAAAGAAAAACAAAAAAGGCACAUGCUGUAAUUGUAACAAGUGAUGAAAGUGAGGAAGAAGAUAGCCUCUUGUAUCAGGUGGAAGAGUCAUCGGGUGAGGAGGAGGAAGAGGAGGAAAGUGACGAGGAGAACAAUAGCAUAGACAAUGUUUCAUACGAUUCACCAAAAAGUGCCAGACAGAAAGUGGAAGAGUCUUACGUACCUAGUAGUCCAGACUUAGGAGAUAGCAGUGGAGAAGAUGAUAGUUUUGAGGAGUACCUCAAAAAUGUUAAAAAGCAAAUUGCCAAAGAUAAGAAAGUGAUACACACUAAUGAAGAUCAAGAUAGGUAUGAGGACAGUUUUAUAAAUGAUGAUGAUGAAUGUGAAGAUGAUGUUAGCUUUUAUUUACCAUCUCUUUUGGAGAGGACAAACAAAAAAAUCAAUGGAGGUUACAGUGUCGACGUAAAGAGCCGUGGAAGUAUUUCUGAAGAACUUAAAUCAAAGAGGAAAACUUCUCAGGAAUCAAAGGAGGAAGGCAAGGCAGAUGAUCCCAAAGGCUCCAUCAGAUCCACCAAAAAAAAGGUAACCAUAAAAGCAUCCACAAGUUCUUCUUCAUGGCGAGACUCCCCAACAAUCACUCUCUCAUCAGACUCUGAAUCUGAUGAGGUUUUUUCUCUUGAUGAAGUGAAAAGGCCUGUUCCAACACUGUAUCCUCUGGUGACCCCCAAGAGCAGAGGCAGAGGAAGGCCAAAGGCACUGCCUAAGACUGAGGGCCACAAUCGACAGGUUUCUAAGGUGAGAGAGAUUAAUAAUGGUCUCAAUUCUACUCCAACUUUAUCAUUCCUCGCAUCGCUGUCCAAGCAUGUUAAUCUUGACCGCUGCCAUCCGGAAGCUCUCCUAUAUACCAAAAAUUUCAAGAAGAGCAAAGAACAGCUUGCAGAAAAACUCUACACUUUUUAUAAUACUCAUGCUUUUGAAAAUAAACUCCCUGCCACAAUGAGCAUCAAGUGGAAUGCCAGAAUGACCAAAACAGCUGGCUUUUGCUACUAUCAGAUUGAUCGCUCCAAGCCGAAUGGCCGAGGAGCCAGGAUUGAACUCUCCACAAAGGUUAUCGAUGCUGCAGAAAGACUGAGAGAUACCCUAAUACAUGAACUGUGCCAUGCAGCCGCCUGGAUCAUCUCUGGGUACAAAGACGGCCAUGGUCCUCUUUGGAAAGCUUGGGCAGCAAAAGCUAGAAUGGCCUUUCCCGAACUCCCUGCCAUCAGCCGAUGUCACUCCUAUGAAAUAGCCUGUAAAUAUACCUACAGAUGCACCCGCUGUUCCUACAGCAUUGGCCGUCACUCCAAGAGUCUCGACACGGACCGCAAAGUGUGUGGUUAUUGUUACGGUAAAUUUGAACUGGUUGUGAAUAGCCAGGCAGGCAGAGGUGGAGGCAGAUCGCAGGGGUCGGAAGGCGGAGUUGGAGGUGGUACACCCUCACAGGCACCCCCUAAGACCCCAAGAACGCCUGGGGCCUUUGCACUGUUCGUCAAGGAAAACUACGGCUCCAUCAAGAAGUCAAGGGAUAACUUAAAGCAUGCUGAUGUCAUGAAGAUCCUCAGUACAGAGUUUGCUAAAUUGAAGACCAGCGGUAAAUAGAAGCAGAUUAAAGUGGUUCUGGUGUUGCUAAAGUUAAUAUUCAACAUUAAGACAUUUUUCUUUAAAUUUUUAAGAUAUUUAUUGUAGAUUAUAUAUACAUAUACUAGAGAGUGAGACACUGAUAUUGUAAGUGCCACUUUAUUUUAUUCGGAUCCAUGAGCUAUUACAUGUUGAAGGUUUUAAAAAUGUGUUUUCACAAGUUUGUCAAAUACAUAUUAUUUUCCUUUCUACUUGUUUCUUCAACAUGGGAUUCAUAUUAUCUUUUAUUUUAAAACUUUUACAGUGUGUAUAGAGAAUACAUUUCAUAUUACACACUCAUUACAAUAUGUACCUGUUUAUAAAAAUACUAGGUGUCUGAUGUAAAGUAAAUUCAUAAAAUACCAAAUAUUCAUCUAAACAAGGCAGAUGUGAUGCUGGUUCAGUGGAUGACAGUUGAUUUAGUUUAUUAAGAGCAAUGACACUGCCCAUCAAAUGGGUGCCAAUGCCUUAUACUUUAUAUAUUUACUAUGUGUAAUACAAUACAUGUAUUUUUAGAAAGGUUUGGGUUUGUAGUAUUUACGUGAAAAAUGUUAUUUGUUUAUUCCAGUAUUUCACUAUUAUUUCUUUAGUCUGUCAGUGUCUUGUUUGUAAAAUGUUUUUUUCUAAGCAUUUCAAAAUAAAUUGUGCUCUUCCAUUAUACCAUUACAAGUUUCUCUUAUGUAUUGAUAGAUUUUGUAACAAGAUAGUGUCUGGAAGAAAGUUACUAAAAAUAUCAUAAUAUAUAAGAGAAGUCACAGGCCUAUCUAAGAAUUUUGGUGUUUACUGAAUGUUAAUACAAUCUCUGUUUCUAUGGUACAGGCCCAAGUUCUAUAGGGUAUUUAUAUAUGAAAAUAUAAAGUUACCUUCUCAGGUUUUAGUAUAAAAAUAUGCUAAGUAAGUAUUUAAAACUGUACUAUUUUUAUGCCAAAUACUGGGGUCUGCCUUAAAUAAAAACAAAAAAAGUUUAGAUGGAAUAUCUCUUUUAUAUUAUGGAUUCUGAAACAAUUUUUUUACUUAUAUUUUGUAAAUAAAUUUUAUUUAAU